AUGCCUUCUAGUGAACUCUUCAGAGACAUGCUCGCUCCCCGCGUGCUCGGCAACUUUGAUGGCGUCACCUGCGUAGGCGCCAAACGCCUCCUAGCAGGCCUCAUCGCCGUCUCAGCCAUCUGCAUCCUCGCAAUCUACCUCGCAGUCCACUUCCGCAUCUGCCUCGCCCGCGACAAAAAGUCCUUCCGCUCCCUCGCCGCUGACUUUGACACGCUCGAAAAAGUCCACAAGACGCUCAAGAACCAGCACGAAUUCAUCCGCGAGGACUGCCGUAACUUGCAGAUGACGCUCGACUUUUAUAUCAAGGAGUACGGUCGACACCCGCGCCAUAAUCAGUUGCGGUUCGAGCCUGGGCAGGGGAAGCAGACUUCGGGUGUGACCGAUGGCGGCUCCGCUUAUGGCCAUGGACGGUUGCGUGAGGAUGAGGAUGUCUUUGUGGUUGAAGAGCCUUCGCAGGAGGAUCUGAAUGGUGGGGUCGAGGAGGGUGAUGUCGCGGAUGGUGGUGAUCGUGUUCCGCGGUUCAGCGAGGAGGAGGAAAAGAUGAGGAAGGCAAAGGGGCCGCGUAUUCAGGCGAUUGCAGCUGGUAUGCAGGAUGUUCCGCUGACACCUCCCGCUCAGGGACAAGGUACUAGCUAUGGCACCUGA
This is a messenger RNA of Colletotrichum fioriniae, 645 nucleotides long. RefSeq lists its product as uncharacterized. Lineage: Eukaryota; Fungi; Ascomycota; Sordariomycetes; Glomerellales; Glomerellaceae. The record is from RefSeq and is a predicted model, not a curated record.